CGACGGUUCGAUUUGAAUGGUUUGUGUACAAACCCGCGUGAAAAUCGGACUCCACGGGCAGCUGACUGUUGUUGUCAUCAGGUUUGUUCGCGUCUUCGGUCUGCGGACUAAAAUUUUUAGUAUUUCCAGUAUUUAUUCGAAAAAUUCAGCAGCAUGGCGAGCUUAUUGGAUUUAUGCGAGCAGUACUUCGGCGCCCGUAACUUUUACGACGUGUUAAAAAUACCGAAAACCGCGAACGACAAGCAAGUUAAGAAGGCUUAUCACAAGCUGUCGUUGCUCGUGCAUCCGGAUCGGGUCGAGGAGGACAUCAAGGCGGAGGCGACGGAGAAGUUCAAGGUUCUCGGUAGGAUACAUUCCAUCCUCAGUGACAAUGAGAAGCGCAAGAUUUACGACGAAUCCGGCCAGUAUGACGAAGAAAGCGAGGAGGUCGUGAUGCGCAAUUGGGCAGAUUAUUGGCGGUCCUUAUUUAAACCAAUCACCGUUGAAGAUAUCAAUAAUUAUGAGAAGAAUUACAAGGGAUCGGAGACGGAGAUCAAGGAUCUCAAAAGAGCAUACAUAGACAGUAAAGGAGAUAUGGAUUACAUUUUGGAAGCUGUUCCAUUCACAAACUGUGAUGAAGAACCCAGGCUGCAUGCCAUAAUUGAGGAUCUAAUAGAGAGAGGUGAAGUUCCAGAAUAUACAGCUUUCACUAAUGAAAAUAAAAAGAAAAAGCAACGCAGGAAAAGAAAGUGGGCCAAGGAGGCGGCGGAAGCCGAACGCCUGGAGAUGAUGCUGAAGAUUGAGAAUGAGGAAAACGCCACGAACGAUCUCGCGCUGGUGAUACAAAAUCGUAAUAAGGCUCGCGCCAAUCAAUCGGACAGUUUCUUCGACUCCCUGAUCGACAAGUACGCGAAGAAGGCUGAAAAACCGACCAAAAAGAAAGCUUCGCCCUCAGAGACCACGAAGAAAACCAAGAAGAAGACAUAGAGAUAAGCGGUUGUGUCGAAACUGUUGCGCGUCCACGCCGCGUCUUCGAAAAUUUUAACCUAUUAUUAAUUAAAUCGCAAAACACGAACUUGCUGUAGAUUUUCAUAAUGUGGGCGGUUGUGUUUAGUUUUUUGUAUAAGUUCGAAACGUUCACCGAAUCAAAUGGACUAACUUGCAUGGUUCAAUAUAAAUAUCGUCAAUUAAUCGCGCGUAACGCAAAUUAAACCAUAUGUAUCGAAUUAAACAUUUUCUCGUGGUAAGUGUGCACAACGGCGUAGAAGUAUUGUACACUUUAUAUAAAAACGAAUGUCGUAUUUCAUGCCGAGUUUCAUGAUAUAUAAUAAUACCCUUGAAACCAA
This is a messenger RNA of Temnothorax curvispinosus, 1325 nucleotides long. Its product is annotated as dnaJ homolog subfamily C member 9. The record is from RefSeq and is a predicted model, not a curated record. NCBI's taxonomy places the organism in Eukaryota, Metazoa, Arthropoda, Insecta, Hymenoptera, Formicidae. Gene Ontology annotation, cellular component: nucleus; cytoplasm. Gene Ontology annotation, molecular function: heat shock protein binding. The transcript has 4 exons. The coding region runs from base 154 to 966 and encodes 270 amino acids.